GGGAAAGGGGGGAGGAAUGAGAGCGAGAUAUCCGUGGUGGGUAAAAUCAUUAAAAUGCAAACAUUCCACGCAAACCACCACCACAUGCUUGUGACUGUGAAAAUUGACGGAACAGUGGUCUUGGCAGCUGAGAUAUAUCUGCUUCCUCAAUCCUUUUGCAUCAAUAUCUUCAGCAAUGCUUAUCGGAUCAUGCAAAAAAGACAAGAAUACGAUUCUCCUCGUCGAGUAGUCUUUUUUAGGCUAUACGACCAGUCUAAAAAUCGUCGUUCUUUUCGUUCAAUCUGCCGCCAAAAGGGUAUUGAGAUCCUACCAUCUACAGGUAUCCGAUGGCUUGAGAAUCGCAAAGAACUCGGGCCAGAGGCUGUACAACGUACACGGGGGUUAAGUAAACGUCGAGGGCGACCUCGUAAACUCGAUAACCGGACUCUACAGCGCCUCCUCGAUCCACAGGAACCUCUCUACGAUAAGGACAUCGACUACCAAGCGAAAGAACUAGGCGUUGGGGUAUCAACACUCCAUCAGAACCUCUCAAAACGGCUUAACGCUAGGCACUAUAAAAAUCCAAGCACUACGGCUAUACGUGAUAUAAAUAAGGGGAUCCGAAAGGGCUACGGCGAGGAGCACCGGGGCAAGACACUUACUCAGUGGUGGAAAAGGGUCUACUUUACAGACGAAGUCCAUUUCAACUCGAGAGAGCUCGCCGAUAAACAGGAAUAUGAGUUACGGUCCCGGGCGAAUCUCGACGCCUUGAAUCAAUACAGGAGACUCGGGGUAGCCCCCUUGACGUGACGGUUCACGUUGCAGCCGGAAUCUCCUACGAUCGAAAAGGGCCCUUCCAUUUCUACUCCGACCCAGUCAAACCAGCUGCCAAAAGAGCGUAUAAACCUCGGAGACCUCGGAAAUCAAGUGUCGAGACC
Molecule: messenger RNA, 917 nt
Organism: Eremomyces bilateralis CBS 781.70
Lineage: Eukaryota; Fungi; Ascomycota; Dothideomycetes; Eremomycetales; Eremomycetaceae
Exons: 1
Coding region: 55-789 (244 amino acids)
Source: RefSeq, a predicted model, not a curated record